UUCCAAACUUCAGCCACUUGAGAAUCACCUUCCUGAUUCACUUGGUGUAUGGAUCUCCCCCCAAAGUGAUUAACUGAUUCUUUUAAAAAUCAAUAUACUGUUUUUCAAAAAAUGAAUUUAUUUUAGAAAGACUAUUUUUAUCAAUUCCAUAAGUAGAAAACCUGUGUCCCUCGCCAUAAAUAGGGGGUAGCCCAGGAAUAAAUGCAUGGGGGCUCAAUUGAGGUUAUUGCACUUCUAGGGGACACUUUUACCAAUAGGAAGCUUUGAGUGGAGGCUGCACCCUGGGUCCAAAGGGAGCCUAGAAGUUUCUAGAGAGGAUUAGGAGGAAACACCACACUGACAUGUUCUCUUUGAUGGAAUCAGACUUGAACAGAAAGAGAAAACCUUUAGGACGUAGGGGACACAUCGUAAUUUUCCUUCCUGACCUACUCUGAUUUGACCCUCCAGAAACAUGGGACUGGGAAUGUGUGUGAAUCCUAAAGUCAGGAGGAACCAGGAUGAGAUGUACUGGUAGCCCAUGUGCCACCACAGCCACAUCCUGUCCACCAGGGACAUGGGAUCGUCUUCACAGGGACCCUGCACCAGUGUAUACUGCUUUGGGGAGAUUGGAUAGAGAAGAAAGAAUGUUCUAUCAGAAUUUACAGGGUCAGUUAGCUUGGAUUCCGACCCUAGCUCUGGGAUUCUGGACAAGUUACUUACCUGCUCCUUUUCCCCUCCUCAGUUUCCUCAUCUGUAAAGUGGGAAUAAUCAUAGUACACAUCUCCGAGUGGAUUUUAUUUACCUACUCCCAUAUCCCAGGCUAAGUGCUGAGCACAUUUCCUUGCAUAUGGGUCAUCAUUGCCACUAUCUGCAAUUGUUAUUUAAACUAUGAAUCCCAUGGAGGUGGGUGGGGCCAUUAUCUGUGGAUGCAUUUUGUUCAGAAGGCUCAGAUGGGAAAGGGGCUAGCCUGAGAACCCCCAGCCAGUUAGGGGAAGACAAGAACCACAGCCCUUUUGUCCAGCAGGUCUAAGACCUUGGCGGAAAGCUGUGCAUCUUAGACUGUUGGCCCCGUCACUUGGCCCUUUGCCACAGCUCCGAGCUCUCCCUGAGUUUUCUGAUUAGGGCAGCCAGUGAGGUUCAAGGUCCUUGGCCUGUAUCCAGUGCUGCUUGACCUCUGUCCUCAGAUGGACUUUACCCCCACCCCCAGGCACACUCUGCCUGCAGUGCGGAGCCCCUUGUAGAUGCUGCUCUGAGCUCCUGGGACCAUCCUUCCUCCACCAGCCUUGACUGUGACCUGGAAGCUACAGAUGUCCCCUGGGGCUGGCAGCUGCUCCACAGAACCCCUUCUGGGAAACCCUGAGCUGCAGAGUUUGGGCCUUGAUUUUAGUGCCCUUAUCUUUAAGAAUGCUUGUGUCCUGUUUGCUGGGAUAGUUCUAGUGUAUGCCUCUUGUCCCAGUGAAAUUAUUAAUAGCGCCUCCUUUCAUGUUCUAAAUAUCUCCAUUUGAAAGCUGUACCAUGGGGUUGAGCUACUUUUCUUUGUCUUCUUCUCAGCCAUGUGGGCCUCAAGUGGGGCAAGGCAGGCAGGAGGGUUUGGUUAAACUUGGACUUUGGGCUCAGACGCUGUGGGUUCAGAUGUGUUUAGCCUCUGGGUUUAACACUGCUGCACCUCACUUUCUCCUGUGUAAUCAAGGCUGAUGAAAAAUCCCUGCUGCAUUGGGGUGCUGGAAUUAAGUGAGAGGAUCAAUAUGAAGUGCUUAGCAAGAGCUGGUAUGAGGAGAGCUUACGAAACGGCUCCCACCUCUGCAUAUUCAUCUCCAGCCCGGAGUCUUGGGGACACAGGAAUAACGCCUCUGUCCCCUUCCCAUAUCGUGAAUGAUGCCGACCCCAACGUCUCGGAACAGCAGACGUUUCUUGUGGUGGUGGCCAUUGACUUUGGGACCACAUCCAGCGGCUAUGCCUACAGCUUCACCAAGGAGCCAGAAUGCAUUCACGUGAUGAGGCGAUGGGAGGGAGGCGAUCCUGGGGUGUCCAACCAGAAGACCCCGACCACCAUCUUGUUGACCCCUGAGAGGAAGUUCCACAGCUUUGGAUACGCUGCCAGGGACUUCUACCAUGACCUGGAUCCCACCGAGGCCAAGCAGUGGCUGUAUCUGGAGAAGUUCAAGAUGAAGCUGCACACCACAGGGGACCUCACCAUGGAUACAGACCUGACAGCAGCAAAUGGCAAGAAAGUCAAAGCCCUUGAAAUCUUCGCUUAUGCCCUGCAGUACUUUAAGGAGCAGGCGCUGAAGGAGCUGAGUGACCAGGCGGGUUCGGAAUUUGAGAACUCGGAUGUCAGAUGGGUCAUCACGGUGCCUGCUAUCUGGAAACAGCCGGCCAAGCAGUUCAUGAGACAAGCUGCUUACCAGGCAGGCCUGGCCUCUCCUGAGAACUCGGAGCAGCUCAUCAUUGCCUUGGAGCCUGAGGCCGCCUCCAUCUACUGCCGGAAGCUGCGUCUGCACCAGAUGAUUGAGCUGAGCGGCAAGGCGGCGGUCAAUGGGUACAGCGCCAGUGACACAGUAGGAGCGGGGUUUGCACAGGCUAAGGAACAUGUACGGCGUAAUCGUCAGAGUCGGACCUUUUUGGUGGAGAAUGUCAUAGGAGAAAUCUGGUCGGAGCUGGAGGAAGGUGACAAGUAUGUGGUUGUGGACAGUGGCGGAGGCACCGUAGACCUGACAGUCCAUCAGAUACGGCUACCCGAGGGACACCUAAAGGAACUGUAUAAAGCAACAGGUGGGCCCUAUGGAUCCUUGGGAGUAGAUUAUGAAUUUGAGAAACUUCUGUGUAAGAUAUUUGGAGAGGAUUUUAUCGAACAGUUCAAAAUCAAGCGUCCUGCAGCCUGGGUCGACUUAAUGAUUGCCUUUGAGUCUCGAAAGAGAGCAGCUGCUCCAGACAGAACCAACCCUCUCAACAUCACCCUGCCCUUCUCCUUCAUCGACUACUACAAGAAGUUCCGUGGGCACAGCGUGGAACACGCCUUGAGGAAGAGCAACGUGGAUUUUGUGAAGUGGUCCUCCCAGGGUAUGCUGAGGAUGAGUCCAGAUGCCAUGAAUGCCCUUUUUAAGCCAACCAUAGACAGCAUCAUUGAGCACCUCCGGGACCUGUUUCAGAAGCCGGAGGUUUGCACGGUCAAGUUCCUCUUCCUGGUGGGUGGCUUUGCCGAGGCACCCCUCCUGCAGCAGGCAGUGCAUGCUGCCUUUGGUGACAAGUGCCGGAUCAUCAUCCCCCAGGACGUGGGCCUCACCAUCCUCAAGGGCGCCGUCCUCUUCGGCCUGGACCCUGCGGUCAUCAAGGUGCGCAGGUCCCCGCUCACCUACGGGGUGGGUGUGCUGAACCGCUACGUGGAGGGUAAGCACCCACCCGAGAAGCUGCUGGUGAAGGACGGCACUCGCUGGUGCACCGAUGUGUUUGACAAGUUCAUCUCUGCCGACCAGUCGGUGGCCCUGGGAGAGCUGGUCAAACGUAGCUAUACCCCGGCCAAGCCCUCUCAGCUGGUCAUUGUCAUCAACAUCUACAGCUCUGAGCAUGACACCGUCAGCUUCAUCACUGACCCAGGGGUGAAGAAGUGUGGCACGCUCCGCCUGGAUCUCACGGGGACCAGCGGCACAGCAGUGCCUGCCAGGAGGGAAAUCCAGACCCUCAUGCAGUUCGGGGACACCGAGAUCAAGGCCACAGCCAUCGACAUAGCCACCUCAAAGAGUGUCAAAGUGGGGAUCGACUUCUUAAAUUACUAACCAUCCUUCCCUGCCGCCCACCCCUAGGACCAGCUCAUCUGCAUCUGCUGACCUUAUCCUUGACUGUCCUGACCUUGACCUUGACCCUUGCCAUUGCCCACCUGAACUUUAGCAGGAGAACAACCAGGGUGAGAAAUAACUAGGGAUUUUUGGAGGGUACACUGGAAUCAGAAAAGCGGUCAGAAAUUACGAUUGAGGUCUAGGAACAGGAAAUUCAAGGAUCCUAGAAGCGCAGCUAGUUUUCACAGGUACCAAAGUGGUGCACCAACCACCCGACAAGGGGACCGGUACAGUCUGCAGCAGUGGUGGAGCCUUGCUUUGAACAGAUCUCUGCCAAGUAGAACUUAGAAUGCCCUAUUGCCUUCUUUCUAGAUUUGAAAUGAGAUCUUUGAGUCAGGAGAAAAUCUUCGUCUGAGAUCUUUUCUUUUUAGGUUUUUUUCUUUUUCUUUUUGGAUAGCAGUCAAUAUAAAAUGCCACCCAUCUGCAGUCAGUUUCUUCUCAUCCUGGAAUGAACAGCGGUGACUCAGAGGGAACUUGGAGCGCCGUCAGCUGGUGGGAGAAGACUGCCUACACUGGGCGCUAUUUUAAGUUCUGAGAUAAUUUAAAUUCCAAGGAGGUUUGGGGAAAAAUAACUAGAGCCUUGGCUACCCCACUAGGAUUUUGGGGAGUAGGAAUGCUGACACCUCAGCUUUUCUGCAGGUAAAAACUUGCUUUGAUGGAAAAGGAUAUUGAAGAGUUGCUGCCUUACACCAAAUCACAGUAUUCACCCCUCAUCUGUGGGGGAUACAUUCCAAGAUCCCCAGUAGAGACAUGAACCUGCCCCAUAGUACCAAACCCUAUAUAUAUAUAUGUACACAGUAUAUAUACAUUUCCCCUAUAUCUCCAUAUCUGUGAUAAAGUUCAAUUUAUCAAUUUGACACAGUAAGAGAAUAAUAGUAAUAACAAAAUAAGGAAAUUGUACAAACCAACUGUAACACAAUUUAUACGAAUGUGGUCUCUCUCAAAAUAUCUCAUUGUACUCUACUAUAUUUUUGGACCACAGUUGACCAUGGUAACUGAAACCAUGGAUGAGGGGAAACUACUACAUAUGUUGUCAUCUAACUCACAGAAUGCCAAAUCCUGAUUUCUGAGUUCAAAAGUAAUUCUAGUUAAUCAUGGAGGAAUUCACUGUGAGAACAUGAGGCUGCCAUUGCUUUGUUCACAUCUCCUAGUCCCUGACUCCAGAACAGCCCUUAACCUUGAAAAGCAUCCAAACUUUAAAUUAGCCCCUAUCCUUCCUGCUCGGUCUCCAUCCCCCUGAGAGUUCUGACCAUUCAUUUCCAUCUUGUGAAAGGAAUACAUUGGUGAAAUGUCAAAGGAGAAUCUGUUCUAUGAGAUGCUUCAUUAAAAAUCUCCAGUUUUUCAAAUCCAUCUAAAUUCAUGUGUAGAUCUAGACUUGAUGAAUUAAGCCGGUUGUUUUCUUUUCUCUCUCUCUUUUUUAUUAGAGCUUUAUGAUCAUUGGGUUCAUCCAGACAAACUCAUACAUGCAUGGAUAUUGAAUGGUUCAUGAUCCCCUCUUUCCCCUCUUGUCCUCCCUCCACCUCCCCAUUUCCUUCCUCUACUAACUUUCUUUCAUUCAUCUAUUAAUUUGCAUUUGAUGGUUUCUUAUGUUAUCCUAUUCUUCCCCCCACCCCCUUUCUUUUAUUUCACUCUAGCUUCUGCAUAUGAGAGAAAACAUCUGACCUUUUGAGCUUCUGGGUUUGGCUAAUUUCACUUGGCAUGAUAUUCUCCAUUUCCAUCCACUUACCAAGCCAGUUGUUCUCUAAAGCGGGUCUGUGGCUUGCCUGCGUCAGAAUCGCCUGGGUGCUCGCUUAGAGCAGGUUCCUGGAUCCCAUCCCUUUUAAGCAGAAGCUAAUUUGAAGGGGUCCAGAAACUGCAUUUGUAGUGUAUACCAGAAGUGAUUGGGGUUCAGCUGGAAUUUGAGAAUUCCUAACUUUAGUUUGUCAAGGCUGAAGCACAGGCCACAGCCUGAGCCCUCUGUUCUUCCCUUCGGAGUUCUCUUAGGGAAGAGGGCGGACCCCAUGCCUUGUCCUCUUGGUAAGUGGGGUUGGGGCUCUGUCACCUAGGAUGGCCCUUUAAAUUCCCACAAGGUGGUCCGGCAGGGAAAAGAUGUCAUGAAAGGCAGCCAGUGGGUCUGCAUUUUUCCUUCCCCCACCACCCAAAGUCAGUUUUCGCCAACAUUCAGGAGCCAACUGAGGACAGAGACUCAAGGAUCUGAAUCACAGUCCUUCUGAUCUGUUCAAAGCAGUCUUUUCCACCUGCUGGAAGUCAUUCCGAUUUCAAGUCACUGGAGGCAUGCAUAGCGAACGGAGAACGAGGGAAUGCGCUUUGAAUGCAAGUUGGAUUCACAAACCAUCACCAUGGCCAAUAUGCAGAUUGUGAGCAGCAGCACUUCGGGUUUCUUUUUAGCCCAUCUUCUUUUUCACUUCGCCUGCUGCAGAUUUCCCUGCUAGAAAGUGAAACAUGAAUAAGCCACAGAACUGGAGAAGGCCAGUUCCAUAACUUGAGUCGUGGGAUUUCAUAGCCCGGCACCAAGGUGUGUUUCUCGGGGUCUCCUGCUGCCUGCUGUGCUUCAAAAGCUUAAUGUUGUGUGUCCCUCUUUGGUGUUACCAGCCACAGUCUGCAAAUAAGACUUUUCCAUUUAGUUAUGAGUAAUAUAAUUUUAUGUACAUACAGUGUUGAAAUCUUGUACAGUAUCUUUGUUUCUACAAUGUUUUUCUUAUUUUAAAAAAGGAAAAUGUUCUUUGAUUUUUGUUGAUAUCACUGCCCUUAAUAUUUCAUAUUUUCAUUUCUUAAUUGCUCUCACUAACCACUGAUUUGCGCCGAUACCAAGUGAUGGAUUAUGUGUGCAAGACUGAGCAUUAGGCAGAGGUGCCCUAGGGUCAGCUAAUACUCUGAACACCCGGACCACUUGGAUCAACAGCUUCUUCAGUUUUCGCCAACUUCCACAUGCACAUUCUUUCCAAAGAUUCAGGAGCUAUAUUUAAAGGAGCAUAAUGUAUCAAUUCUCCUGUCCAGACUUUGAGAGCUGAACAUUCUGGUUUGGUAACCAAAUAUGACUGUGCAGAAAAACCUAUGAAAACUCUUUGCAUUCUGUUGGGUUGUCAACCUGUACUUGUGGGGCAAAGUAGUGACUCUGAGGACAAAGUGUGGUCCAUGUGUGGAUGUUUUUAGUACACCAGGGUCAAAGGCAGGAACCAAGUGGUACAUAAACCAAGCUUUUCUAUUGGGUAAGGAUGAGGCAAGUCCCUUGUUUGCUGCUAACGCAAAGCUCUUCCUGCCUUGAAUUAAGGAUGUCUCCUUGUCUACCAGUUCUCUUCAAUGAACUGAUAGAAAUCUACGGUGUUGGCAAAUUGAUGAUAGAGAAGGGGUGACAAUUUUGCUGGACUUUCUUCUGGCCCCAGAGAUGCAGCCCUAGUAAUCCAACUCCUUAGACAAGACUCCCAAAUCCAUCCCUUCCCCCUAUUGAAAUAUUUUAGAGUAACAGCACUGGAUAAGUACACUUGGACACAUUUCCUAAUCUUAGAAGAUUUCUAGAAGGCCUGUGGUCCUGACCCAUUACUCAGUUGCUCCUGGCAUAUUAUUUGAUAGUCACCUUUCUUGGAAGCAGAGUUGUUGAUGUCCCUUGUCACUGCCUUUUCUGCAUGCAGCAGGCAUUAAUGAAUGACAGACAACUUACAGACAUGAUAUGAAAGAGGAGGAAUCACAAGGGUGUAUUUGUAGAGUGUUGGCUGAGUCCAGAUUACAGAGCCUGCCCCACCCUUAGAAUGUUAUUUAGACCAAGUUUAGCUUUUAGAGUCCAGGUCUGGUUAAUUGCCAGGGUAGCAAAGAAUCGCAUGCACCAAUAUAAACAGGAGUCAAAUGCAUUAAUAGUCCAAGAUCAAACUUCACAUUGUAGAGAUGUAAUCGCCGUGAGUAAGCUGCCUAUGGAUGCUGGGAAAUGACUUAAGUGGAUGACUAGUAUAAAAGUUGUUGGCCAUCCUGUCACUAACACCUCUCAUCUGCUUGAAUUACGGAACACUGUUCUGCUGUCUCAGCCAUUCAGGGUCUUGUUCACUACAAGAUAGAUCCAAACUUCACAGAAUUUCGCAGCAGUUCACAACUGGACAGGACUGUGUCUGCAAACUCUCUUAUCUUCACUGAUGUCUAAUAAAGUAAAACUCUGGAUCUCA
Marmota monax (woodchuck) is the source of this 7963-nucleotide messenger RNA. It is a transcript of the gene Hspa12a, whose product is annotated as heat shock protein family A (Hsp70) member 12A. Lineage: Eukaryota; Metazoa; Chordata; Mammalia; Rodentia; Sciuridae. The transcript is spliced from 12 exons. Bases 1674 to 3752 code for a protein of 692 amino acids. The record is from RefSeq and is a predicted model, not a curated record.